UCCUAUAGCCAAGCCCCACCCACGAGGUGCAUCUGACCAAUGAGAGGGGAGUACGGCAGAUGGGGUUAUAAAGGCUGUGGUGAUGCAGGCCAGGUUUGUUUUGCCCUCCAUUUGAGACUUGAGGCCGUGAGGGAGGAAGGACUUUUCAGAGGAGACAGAGAGCAGACAGACCUGGAAACAGCUGGUAGGAGCGUCCACAUGCUAUUCGUCCUAGGCCACACUCAUUGCUAUUCCUUAAUGAGAAAGCUUUACUGAGUUUACUGAGAUUAUCUCCACUUCUAGCCUGACCGUACGUGUAUUACAAUUACAGUCAGGGAAGACAGAGGAGGGAGACCAGACAGAACACGACAGAACAGAUAGAGCGAGAAAGAAAAGGAGAGGCGAAAAGCGAGGGAGCAACGGAGCAGAGAGGGGCGAUGAGAGAGGAGGUGUCCUGUGCCAACUCACCCGAAGGGGGCAUGGGCGCCAGCGAAGAAGAGCUGGAGCGCUCCUCCAAGAAGUGCCCGUCCGGAGGCCCGGGUCGUAAGCGGCUGCCCUCGCCCAAGAAGGCCUGUGCAGGGAGCGGGCGUGGAGGGGAGGACAGGCCUUCCUCGGCCAGCCCCACCAGCCUGGUGGCCAGCGGGCCCAAGCGCCCCAAGAAGAGCUCCCCGUCGGCAUCGGCCGUGGCGCAAGCCAACAUGGCCACCGUCUCCAUAGCGACGGUGAUCACGGGGCCGCCAGGGCCCGAGGCACCGCUGGAGGACCUGCACACGCAGCGCGUCAUCGCCAACGUGCGCGAGCGUCAACGCACGCAGUCGCUCAACGACGCCUUCGCCUCACUGCGCAAGAUCAUCCCCACGCUGCCCUCGGACAAGCUGAGCAAGAUCCAGAUCCUCAAGCUGGCCUCGCGCUACAUCGACUUCCUCUACCAGGUGCUGCAGAGCGACGAGAUGGACGCCAAGCUGGCCAGCUGCAACUACCUGGCCCACGAGAGGCUGAGCUACGCCUUCUCGGUGUGGAGGAUGGAAGGAGCCUGGUCCAUGUCUGCUGGACACUAACCACUUUCCUAUCCCCCGACUCCCACCCACCCCAAAACUCCCUGACCUCUCACCUACCCCUUUCCUGUUCUUAGCCUCCAUUACCUAACCUACAACCAACACUCUAAUUUGGCAUAUUUUGCCUGAAACCUGUGUGCUCAAAUCUGCUUUCUGCAAAGAACUGUGCCACUGUAGGCCCCAGUACUGGCCACACUCACCCCUUCAGGGUAACUAAUUCUACUUGAAAAGUCAUGUCAGGUCUGUGUAAAAAAAAAAAAAAAAAUCUCAUUUAUUUAAAUCAACCACCCAGCUUCAAUCUGUCUGUAGACUAACCCAUCUGCCAGUCCUCAGCGCUCAUAGUCAGAUGUAAAGCUGCCAGAGCUAACCUUGAUGCUUCUCCAAGCCUCUCGAACUCCACACCUUUCUCUCUCUUCCUCUCUUUUUGCCCUCUUUUCAUCCAGCUCCCCUGGGCAAACCACGCUGCAGACAGGCAGUUCAGAACAUUUGAAAAUUCCCUCUGCGAAGACCUGCAACAUACCUCCAUCUUCACCUGCUUUCCCUAAUCGGACUCACAUCCCUAGCACCACUCUCCAUUCCCAUCUCCCUCUCCUCUCCUGACACUGCGAGCAGAAGUCUGGACAGUUCAUUCCGAAACUCGCCCGGAUAUCCUCAGACCACACCGGCCUGUGUGUCAACCUGACCCUUCCCUUGUACCCACGCUGAGGACAGACCGAGAUCCCAUUUCGCUCAAGCUGUGCUCUUUCAACCUCGGUGCACAGUGAAAACAAAAACUGGACACUAGUAUCUUAAGUCUUAGGGGGCAUCACUGGACAUAACCCAGACAAGAACCAAAUCAUGAGAGACCCUAAAAUGUGGGUUGAAACACAAAAAGUGUGUAUGUAAUGGAAAAUGGUAGCCUGCAGGUUUGGUUGCCAGUGGCAACAACAGUAGGUGUUGGCUGCAUGCUGUUCUGACACCACAUCAAAGAGACUGACUCUCUGUCACACCUAGUGAAUGUUGCAAGAUGCUAAUAAGCUAAACAAAAAAAAGAAAAGAAAAAGGGAAAGCAACGCGUUGUGUGUGCUGUGUUGGGACACUUCUAUCGGUGACAGACUUGCUGUGCUUCAUUCAGCUUUAUAUGUGUAUAGUACUAUUCUUUGUGUAUGCUCAAUAACUGAGCGUACAACAUUUGUGUGUCGUUGGGGCAAUGUAGCAGACCUUGCUAAUCAAGGGUUGACAACACCAUGCUGCAAACCCCAGUAGUCAAUGUGAACACUCUUCAAUGAUGGGACAUGAACACAGUCCCAUAACAGUCUCGCAGGGAUGUCUUUCAGCCAUGGGUUGUGGCUACAAGGCUAAAACC
Molecule: messenger RNA, 2379 nt
Organism: Alosa sapidissima (American shad)
Lineage: Eukaryota; Metazoa; Chordata; Actinopteri; Clupeiformes; Clupeidae
Product: twist-related protein 2-like
Exons: 2
Coding region: 417-1037 (206 amino acids)
Biological process (GO): regulation of transcription by RNA polymerase II; developmental process
Molecular function (GO): protein dimerization activity; RNA polymerase II transcription regulatory region sequence-specific DNA binding; DNA-binding transcription factor activity, RNA polymerase II-specific
Source: RefSeq, a predicted model, not a curated record